Molecule: messenger RNA, 827 nt
Organism: Mandrillus leucophaeus (drill)
Lineage: Eukaryota; Metazoa; Chordata; Mammalia; Primates; Cercopithecidae
Gene: LSM11
Product: LSM11, U7 small nuclear RNA associated
Exons: 4
Coding region: 1-774 (257 amino acids)
Biological process (GO): mRNA 3'-end processing by stem-loop binding and cleavage
Cellular component (GO): U7 snRNP
Molecular function (GO): U7 snRNA binding
Source: RefSeq, a predicted model, not a curated record
AUGGAAGGGUCAGAGGUGAUGAGCCUGCGGAGAGGGUCUACAGGAUUGAUGGAGGACCUGGAGAGGUGGCGGGGGCUACAGAGUUUGGGGGACAUCAGAGGGACGUCUGCAGAGGUGAUGAGAGGUCUUAGAGACUACAUGCACGAAGGCAGCCCUCUGGGUGAACUCCAUCGCUGUAUCCGCGAGGGGGUGAAGGUGAAUGUUCACAUCCGCACUUUCAAGGGACUUCGGGGCGUCUGUACAGGCUUCCUUGUUGCAUUUGACAAGUUCUGGAAUAUGGCACUUACUGAUGUGGACGAGACCUACCGAAAACCUGUCCUAGGCAAAGCAUAUGAACGGGAUUCUUCACUGACUCUCACUAGGCUAUUUGAUCGACUGAAACUUCAAGAUUCCUCCAAGAAGGAAGCAGAUUCUAAGUCUGCAGUUGAAGAUUCCACUCUGUCUAGAUACUCACAGACAUCCACUUGGAAGUUGGCUUCAGUGUGGGGAAGAGGAGACACUGACCGGGGCUCACACAAGCGUUCCCGCUCUGUCCCUUCUUCCCUGCAGGCCUCUGCAAGGGAGGAGUCCAGGUCAGAGCUGUCAGGGAGGACUACACGGACCGAAGGCUCCAGUGUGGGAGGUACCUUUUCCAGGGCUACCACCCUUUCCAGAGGCCAGUCCCGUAAGAAAAAGCGAAAGCCCAAAGUGGAUUACCAGCAGGUAUUCACUCGACACAUAAAUCAGAUUUUCAUUCGAGGCGAGAAUGUCCUGCUGGUUCAUCUUGCACAGUGACCAGCUCAGCCUGGGCUUUGGUUUUUAGAAAUAAAAUGCAUGAAUUGCUGCUA